UAGUUUUAUUUUUGUCUUGCAAAUAAAAAAAUAUAUUGAUCGCUUGAUUAUACUUUGGAAGAUGACUUCAUUUUAUCGUAUGACGUAAUACACUUCCAGACUAUUUUAACUUUCGCAAACUCCUCUCGUGUUUCAGUAGUAAAGAAACACUUCAAAAACGAGCAUCAACAUUUCACACUCCUUUAAAUUUCUUUAUUUAUAAAAUGACUUAAAAAUUGUUUGAACUCCCUUAAAAUGUUUACCAAAGAAAAUAUUUGAAUAAUAAGUAUAAAAUAGAUAAAAAUAAUUAUAAAAAUCACAAUUCUAAAAAUACACCACAAUAACAAAACUAAUAGUUUAAAAAAAGUAUUUUAAAAAUAUUCCACCAGUGUUAAAAAAAGUUUGUUUUGAAAAUUAAAAAAAAUGAUUGCUAUCUACCUAUUGUUAUUCAUUGUUGCUACAAUCAGCCUUCUAGUAUUUACUCAUCGUUAUCGAAAUUAUUGGACAAGGAAAGGAGUAGUUCCUCACGCAAAACCGGUUCCACUAUUCGGAAAUACUUUGGAAGUGAUGUUUAAACGAACUCUUUCAGCACCCGAAUUUAUCAAUCAAAUAUAUAAUCUAUUCCCAACUUCUAAAUACACCGGUAUAAUGCAAUUUCAUACACCACUAAUUGUCCUCCGAGAUCCUGAAUUAAUAAAAGAAAUUUGCAUCAAAGACUUUGAUAAUUUUCCCGAUCAUAAUAAUUUUUUCUCCGAAGAUGCAGAUCCAUUGUUUGGAAAGAAUUUAUUCGUUCUUCGCGGUGCAAGAUGGAAAGAAAUGAGAAAUACAUUAUCGCCAACAUUCACAGCAAGUAAAAUGAAAUUCAUGUUUACAUUAAUAUCAAAAUCAAGUGAAAACUUUGUGAAUUAUUUUUUGAAUAAAGAAGAGGAAAUUUUGACUAUCGAAAUGAAGGAUGCAUUUACGAGAUAUACAAAUGAUGUCAUAGCAACAGCAGCUUUUGGAAUCAGUGUAAAUUCUUUACAAGAUCGUGACAAUGAAUUUUAUAUGAAAGGAAAGGAUGCAACAAAUUUUAGUAGUUUUCUCCGAGGAUUAAAAUUUGUUGCUCUACGUUAUUGUGGACCAAUUAUGAAGUUACUUGGUGAAAAAGUAAUGUCACGUUCGGCGACAAAUUUCUUCACUCAAAUUAUUCAAGAAACGGUGAAAAUAAGAAAGGAGAAAAAUAUAGUUCGUCCUGAUAUGAUUCAUUUAUUAAUAGAGGCUAGCCGCAAUGAAAAUGGUGUUGAAGUGACAAUUGACGAUAUUAUUGCUCAUUCAAUUAUAUUUUUUCUUGCAGGAUUCUCUACAUCGGCAAUAGUAAUGGGAUUUGCGGCGCAUGAAUUGGCUAUGAAUCAGGACGUGCAGGAUAAACUCCGCGAGGAAGUGGAUCAUUUCACAAAAGAAGAAAAUGGUGAAAUUUCAUAUGACACACUUUCAAAGAUGAAAUAUUUAGAUAGUGUAAUUUCGGAAACACUUCGAAAAUAUCCACCAAACGCAAUGAUGGAUAGAUUGUGCGUCAAAAAAUACACUCUACCAAAAGCUACACCAGACAGCAAGGAAUACACCAUUGAACCAAACUCCAUGAUAUGGUUACCAAUAUACGCCUUGCACCAUGAUGAAAAAUACUUUCCAGAUCCAGAAAAAUUUGAUCCUGAGAGAUUCAAUGAUGAGAACAAGGACAAAAUUAAUCCGUACGCGUAUAUUCCGUUUGGAGUUGGCCCGAGGAAGUGCAUCGGUAACAGAUUUGCCUUAAUGGAAAUAAAAGUUCUAUUUGUUCAUUUACUACAAAAUUUUAUUCUCCAAAGAGAUGAAAGAAUGAAGCAUCCUGUAAAAUUUGAGAAAGGUUUCGUUGUCGGUGCUGAAGGUGAAUUAUGGAUUAAGUUAAAGAAAAGAAAUUCAGAACUGUGAAGCACCGAUUUUUCAGUAUUUACAAUAUUGACUUUGUAAAAAAAACAUUUUCAUUCACAAAAUUUGUUUAAUCGAUCUAUUCUAUCCAAACACUGUUUAAAACAUCAUAACCUAUUUCUACCUUUUCUACUUUUUCCAUUUUUUAUAAACGUAUUUAUCACGUAUUUAUUAAUUAUUGAUAUAAUUGUAUAAGAUUGUUUGAAUCAUAUCUGAUCUCGAAACAGAAACUCUUUUACAGAUUACUACUGAUAAUAAAUCUUUUUAAUAAAUUGCAAUAAGCUUAAAACCUUUUGUCUCUUUUCACUCCUCAAUAAUUGA
This is a messenger RNA of Leptopilina heterotoma, 2241 nucleotides long. RefSeq names its product cytochrome P450 9e2-like. The transcript has a single exon. Gene Ontology annotation, molecular function: heme binding; oxidoreductase activity, acting on paired donors, with incorporation or reduction of molecular oxygen; iron ion binding. NCBI's taxonomy places the organism in Eukaryota, Metazoa, Arthropoda, Insecta, Hymenoptera, Figitidae. The record is from RefSeq and is a predicted model, not a curated record. Bases 403 to 1923 code for a protein of 506 amino acids.